CACACACAAAAAAAAAAAAAAAAAAAAUUGAGAAAUCAAUCAGAACAAUCUCUCUGAGCACCCAUCAAUUUGUUGUUUCAGCUUUUUAAGAAAUGGAUUCACGAGUAUCAUCACCAUCGCUUAAAGAGAAGAUAAAAGGCAAGAACAGAGGAGAAAUGAGCGACCAGAUUGCGAAAUCGUUCCAAGACAAAGCCGUUUCAAGAGUUGUGCUUGUCGGCGAAUCUGGCAGUGGGAAGACGUGGCUUUCGGAGAAGAUCUGCAACAACCUGUUGUCCAAAGAGAAAGAAAAUGGCGGCGGCUCCUGUUUCUUGGCUCUCUGGUUACAUCUCAACCGACAACUCGACGAUUCAUCUCUUUACCGGAAUCUUGCUUCCCAGUUAUCCGUGUUUUUCUCGUACGAAGAGAUUGACGAUGAUGCUGAAGAAGGAAACGUGAAUGAUCUGAAGAAGAAGAUUCUUGAGGAGCUAAACAAGAGGAAGAAUCCGGCUGAAGACGCGAAAAACCUGGGUGAAGAUGCGAUGAAACCGAAGAAAGAAGCGAAGAAACCGGAGAAAGAAGAGAAAAAAUCGGCUGAAGAUGUGAAGAAACCAGAGAAAGAAGAGAAAAACCCAGCCGAAGAUGCGAAGAAACCGGAGAAAGAGGCGAAAAAACUGGUCGAAGAUGCGAAAUCGGAUAAAGAAGAGAAAAAGCCGGCUGAAGAAGAGAAAAGCCCGGCUGAUGAAGAGAAGAAAUCUGCAACAUCUGCAGAAGAAAAGUAUAUACUGUUGGUUUUGGAUGACGAAGGAAGUAUCACCAAGGAAGAGGAAGUGAUGAAAGAUUUGAAACUUCAAGAGUUUCUUGAACACGACGGCGGACACGCUGUAAAGAUUCUGAUCACGAGACGGGAAGGAGGAGGAGGCGGGAAUAACGUUCUUGAGGUCGAACCGCUCAAGAAGGACGAGUCAGACGCGUUACUUGACGGUUCUCGGGAAAUUCUCGGGUCCUUAACCGACAAAGGUUGGAGGGUUUCGCUCAAUUCCCUUCAAGAACAAAAGGAGAUUGAUGAUCCGACUUUGAUUUCAUGUAUCAUAAGAAAGAGCAAAGGUUUACCUGCUGCAAUCUCUACGCUGGCGAAAUCGUUAAGUCGUUUAAAACGGAACGGUUCCAACGAAACCGUUCUAUCCGAGGAACAGAAGAAGGCAUUCGAGGAAUCGAUACUCUCCUCGGAAUCAUCGGAAUCAGCAGCUGGCUGUAAGAGCGCGAUCGAUCCGAAGAAAUACAAUCCAGUUCUGUACCUCGCUUACGAGUUGAUGAAACACGAUAAAUCGUUACAUACCGCCGUUGUUGCUUGCUUCUGGCAUAGCUUGGACUUCUUCCAGCACUGCGGUUGCGUUUAUUACCGUGAACUGAUUGCGAACUGGAUACUCGAAGGUUACUUCGAUCCUGUCUGGUCUGUCGAGGAGGCGUAUCGAGAGGGUCAUACCGUCUUGAUGGAGCUUAUGGACCGAGGUUUUCUGAAGAUACAAGAUGGGAAUGUGGUGGUGCCCGAGAUGGCGAUGUCGAAUCUGAUCGAUCUUCGAGAUUGCGGAGUUUUGGGAAGAUCCCGUCUCGGAUUCGCCAGAGUUUACGGCGGUGAAAAGGGGAGAGGGGUGGGAAAGAUCACUCACCCUGGCGAUAUGAUGAGAACAGUUCGCUCCAAGAAAGUAAAAUCUUCGGCGACAAAACUCGAGACGAAAAUAGAGGUCUCGACGAUUCUUGUCAGUGGGAACCGUCUCUGUCAGGAAACUUGCGGGAAGUUCUUCGAGGGUCCGGAAAGGGAGGGUCUUCAAGUUCUUGGACUUUUCGACCCGAGAUUCGAGUCUCUUGUCUCGUCGUUAUCGAAGCUAAAGAAACUCAGAGUUCUUGUCAUUAAGGACUGUGAUCUACUGAAAGAAAUCGACAAACUUGGGGAAUUGAACGGUCUACACGUUCUCGAGGUCUCUGGUGCAAGUUCUCUGACAGAUAUCCAAGACGAUUUCUUCAGAAAUAUGACUCAGCUUCGAAGUCUCAACCUUUCGGGACUCAUGAUCAGAUCUUCGCCUUCGAGUAUCUCUCAGCUGUCUGAACUCAAAUGUCUCGUCAUGAGGAACUGCCCCGAGUUGGAAGAUCUUCCGGAUGUUCAGUCUUUGACGAACCUCGAGGUCAUCGACAUUCAUGGAGCUCGAAAGCUGAAGACUUGCUUCGACAAGACAGUCGGGAAGGACAAAAACAAGGGCAAGAACAAAAACUUUGCUCAUCUCGAAAAACUUCAACAUCUCGACCUGUCGGGUAGCCAGAUAGACCGGCUACCGAUUUUCCAAGACUCGAAACAGUCAAAGAGAACUCGCUCCUUGACUCGGCUCCUGUUACGGGAUUGCAACAAGUUGAGAAGAUUGCCUCAUCUGAAACCGUUAUCCGCUCUCCAGAUUCUCGACAUUUCGGGUUGUAAGACCGUGAAUGAGAUGUACGAAGUGUGCUUCGAGGACAAGGACGAGCUAAGAACCCUAAACCUAUCAGGAACUAGUCUGAGAGAGCUGCCUAACGAGAUCGCCGGCCUGUCCAAACUCAGCCAGUUUCUUUUGAGAGACUGCAAAAUGUUAGGAUCUCUUCCAAACAUCGAGGCUCUCGCCAAUCUCGAGGUCUUUGACGUUUCGGGCUGCGAAAAACUCGAAAAGAUCGACGGAUCAUUCAAGGGCAUGUCUUACCUGCGCGAGCUUAAUCUCUGUGGAACCAAACUCAAAACAUUACCAGAGUUGCCAAGGAAGAAGAAGAGCUGUCUGCGUUCUUCGAAACGUAUCGUUCUUCCGGAUUCGAGAGAGUGGAAACUCGAUGAAUGGAGCAAAAUCGAGGAAGAGCUGAGAUCAUCUGGAGCCAUAGACGAGACACGAGAAAUCUUGGGGAACAAGUCAGAGACCGGGGAGAAAACAGAAGAUGAGGCUCAAGCUGGGGUCCGCCAUGAGAAGAAAGGCGAGGGAGAGGAAUUUGUCCAUGACGGCGACAGAUACGAUUCUGUAUACAUGAAGAUCAGAAACUUCAUGGAUUCAGACAGUGGCAUCAAGAUCUUAGAGAUCCGUGGAUCUAAUGACUGGAAUUGCUUGUCCGAUCAUGAGAAGGAAACCCUAGCGAAAGCCGAGUUCGUCUCUUUCGCGGAGAAUCGCUCUGAAAGUGUGUCGUCGAUCUUCGAGGCGUUCAAGAUGAGAUCCGUGAAGGGUUGUUGGGUUGAGAAAUGCGUUGGAAUGGAGACCCUUUUCGCCGGCAUUGUCGAAUCUCUGGAGAUUCUCUGGAUAUCGAAUCUUCCAUUGAUGAAGAGCAUAUGCAGUGAAGGGAGCUUCGUGAAUCUGAAGAAACUGAGCAUAGACUGUUGCCCUAACAUCAAAACCCUCUUCCCUGUUCCCCAUCUGCCCAAGAAAUUGGAGAAUCUUCGCAUAAGGUUCUGCGAUAAUCUGGAGGAAGUGUUCGGGCAAGAAGGCGGAGCACGGAAUAGUCUAGAUUCCGUACGGGCUCUGUACCUUUUUGGGUUGCCGGAGUUAACGACUGUCGGAGCUAAACUACAGAAUCUGGAGACAUUCACGAAGGAGAAAUGCUCCAAACUUUGUGAUACGAAGGAGACUCUUAAAUACAAGGAGACUUUAUAAUAGUUACAUAAUAAAACUUGUAAUAAUCUGUUUAUUACUUUUUAACUCUAUGGUUUAUGUAAUUUUCUCUGCAGGACUUUGGGAAAUAUGAUGUUUUAUAA
Molecule: messenger RNA, 3733 nt
Organism: Tarenaya hassleriana
Lineage: Eukaryota; Viridiplantae; Streptophyta; Magnoliopsida; Brassicales; Cleomaceae
Product: probable disease resistance protein At5g45510
Exons: 2
Coding region: 93-3632 (1179 amino acids)
Molecular function (GO): ATP hydrolysis activity
Source: RefSeq, a predicted model, not a curated record